UCGUUUUCUUUUUCGCUAUCAGGCGAUUUCAAGCGUUUCUCUUUUGCCCGUAUUUGACUCUGUACUUACGCGGACGCGACCACCUUCUUAAAUCUCAUUUAAUUUAUCUCUCUCACCCCCCCUUCUCUCUCUUCUUUUUCUCUCUCUCCGCCGUCCGCCGCCGUCGUGCCGGAGCACCGGUCUCCGCCAGCGAUUUCAUCCGAAAACCGCCGUCUUUACUCUCCAUUGGCCGGAAAACCGCUUUCCUUGUCUAAAACCACUUUUCUUUCAGUCCACGCCAGUCCAGAACCGCCUUCGAGACAGCUGACGCUGGUUUCGAGUGGUGGUGCUAGGGUUUAGGCCUGGACGGUGUUUUUUGGAGCUUGUGAGGGAGUGACGGAUCUGUGAAUUCUAGGCUUGUGAAUUAGAGAGUUGGAUUUUGGUGAGAGUAGAUGUGAAAGGUUGAUGGUAAGAGAGUGUUGUUGUUGUUGUUGUUGUUGUUGUUGAUGAUGUCCGGAACUCAUCAGAGCAAUCGCAGAUGGAGGUGGUGUUCCGGUGAAUUUCUCACAUGGAAUGGCAGAUCUUGUUAGCUAUGGUAAUGCCAACCGUAAUAUCGAGCAGGCAUUAAUUGCUCUAAAGAAGGGUGCUCAAUUGCUUAAAUAUGGUCGUAAGGGAAAGCCGAAGUUUUGUCCAUUUAGGCUUUCUAAUGAUGAAUUAUCUCUGAUCUGGAUUUCUAGUAGUGGUGAAAGAAGUUUGAAGUUAGCUUCAGUUUCAAGAAUCAUUCCUGGACAAAGAACUGUUGUUUUCAAACGGUAUCUGCGCCCUGAAAAGGACUACUUGUCCUUUUCUCUUAUAUACAACAACGAAAAGCGAUCCCUUGAUCUGAUCUGCAAGGACAAAGUUGAGGCGGAGGUGUGGAUUGCAGGCCUCAAAGCAUUAAUAUCCCCUGGCCAAGGUGGGCGCUCAAAAAUUGAUGGAUGGAGUGAUGGAGGCCUUUAUUUUGAAGAUAAUAGAGACUUAACAUCAAAUAGUCCGAGUGAUAGUUCUGUUAGUGUUACGCAAGAUAUUAGCUCUCCAGAGGUUUCUGUCUGUUCCAACGCAAAUUCUUCUCCAAAGAGUUACAGGCCUGACAAUUCUGUUAAUUCUGAAAGAUCAUAUGUAGCUUUGGACCAAGCAAAUAUGCACGUUAAAGGAUCUAGUGCAGAUGCUUUUCGAGUUAGUGUAUCUAGUGCCCCCAGCACUUCCAGUCAUGGUUCUGCUCCAGAUGAUUAUGAUGCUUUAGGGGAUGUAUAUAUAUGGGGUGAGGUUACAUGUGAUAAUCUUAGCAAGGUUGGGGCUGAUAAAAAUGCCAACUCUUUGAGCGCAAGAGCUGAUGUAUUUCUUCCAAGGCUGUUAGAGUCCAAUGUAGUUUUGGACGUACAACAUAUAGCCUGUGGGGUCAGGCAUGCCGCCCUUGUCACCAGGCAAGGUGAAGCUUUCACCUGGGGUGAAGAAUCUGGAGGACGCCUUGGUCACGGCAUUGGUACAGAUCUUACUCAACCCCGUUUAGUUGAAUCCUUAGCAUUUUGUAGCAUUGAUUUUGUUGCAUGUGGUGAGUUUCAUACUUGUGCGGUUACAAUGGCCGGUGAACUUUAUACAUGGGGAGACGGCACACAUAAUGUUGGACUUCUUGGUCAUGGCACUAAUUUGAGUCAGUGUAUACCAAAGAGAAUUUAUGGUCCUCUUGAGGGACUUCAAGUUUCUAUGGUAACUUGCGGUCCAUGGCACACGGCCUUGAUAACAUUAUCUGGUCAACUUUUUACAUUCGGGGAUGGAACUUUUGGUGUCUUGGGCCAUGGAAACAGGGAAAGUGUUCCAUAUCCAAGAGAAGUAGAAUCUCUGUCAGGGUUGAGGACAAUUGCUGUGUCAUGUGGGGUGUGGCACACUGCUGCUGUGGUGGAGGUUAUUGUUACACAAUCUAGUGCUAGUGCUUCGUCUGGUAAAUUGUUUACAUGGGGGGAUGGAGAUAAAAAUCGCCUUGGACAUGGAGACAAGGAACCUCGGCUAAAACCCACGUGUGUGCCAGCACUUAUUGAUUACGAUUUUCACAAAAUUGCUUGUGGCCAUAGUUUAACUGUUGGUUUGACCACUUCAGGACAAGUUUGUACAAUGGGAAGCACUGUUUAUGGUCAGCUGGGCAAUCCCCGGUCUGAUGGAAAAGUACCUUGCUUGGUGGAAGAUAAGCUCAUUGGGGAAUCUGUUGAAGAGAUUGCAUGUGGUGCAUAUCAUGUAGCAGUGUUAACAUCCAAAAAUGAGGUCUAUACAUGGGGAAAGGGAGCCAAUGGGAGGUUAGGCCAUGGGGAUAUAGAGGAUCGCAAAACACCAACUCUGGUUGAAGCUUUGAAGGAUAGACAUGUUAAAUUUGUCGCCUGUGGUUCAAACUACACUGCAUCUAUAUGUCUUCACAAAUGGGUUUCUGGUGCCGAGCAGUCCCAGUGUUCAGCUUGUAGACAAGCUUUUGGUUUUACCCGGAAGAGGCACAACUGUUACAAUUGUGGACUUGUGCAUUGCCAUUCAUGUAGUUCCAGGAAAGCAUUAAGAGCAGCCCUGGCCCCUAAUCCCGGAAAACCAUAUCGGGUAUGUGAAUCCUGUUUUGCCAAACUGAGCAAGGUGGCAGAGGCUGCUGCUAAUAACAGGAGGAAUGCUUUACCUCGCCUUUCAGGUGAAAACAAGGACAGGUUAGACAAGGCUGAGAUUAGGUUGUCCAAGUCGGGAAUGCCUUCUAAUCUUGAGUUAAUUAAGCAAUUAGAUAACAAAGCAGCCAAACAAGGAAAGAAAGCUGAUACGUUCUCAUUAGUUCGUCCCUCUCAUGCACCUUCUUUAUUACAGCUGAAAGAUGUGGUUAUGACUACCGCUUUUGAUCUUCGUCGACCAGUUCCCAGACCAGUUCUUACAUCAUCUGGUGUUAGUUCCAGGUCUGUGUCACCAUUCUCUAGGAAACCUAGCCCACCACGUUCUGCAACGCCUGUUCCUACUACCACUGGGCUUUCUUUUUCCAAAAGUAUUACUGAUAGUUUGAAGAAAACAAAUGAUCUUUUGAAUCAAGAAGUUCACAAAUUACGUGCACAGGUUGAGAGCCUUCGACAUCGGUGUGAACUUCAAGAAUUGGAGCUUCAGAAAUCAACAAAAAAAGCCCAGGAAGCUACAGUACUUGCUGCAGAAGAAUCUGCUAAAUCUAAAGUUGCAAAAGAAGUGAUAAAGUCACUUACAGCACAGAUCAAAGAUAUGGCCGAGAUGCUGCCAACUGGGGUCUAUGAUGCAGAUCGCAUGAAGACAAUUUACCUACCAAAUGGUUUGGAGCCAAAUGGCAUUCACUACCCUGACGCAAAUAGAGAGAGCCAAUCUGAUUCGACCAACAGCUCUGGCUUGUCCUCCUCCAUGGGAACUGACUCUGUUACAGUAAAUGGAAGACCAAGCUCUGGUGAAUUGUCAAGGGAACCACCACCAGUAGGCAAGGAAACAAAUGGAAGCCAGGGGCUUCUGAACUCUAGUGGGAGGGAUGACAAUUUGAAUGUUAGACUUCCGAAUGGUAAUGGAGGGGUUAGUGUGUCGGAGCCUCUUGACCGCAAGGAGUCAGGACCGGUCCAAGAUGGUGACACUACUAGUACAAGAUCUAGGAAUUCGACGUUGGCUGGAAAUGCUAAUCAAGUUGAGUCUGAAUGGAUUGAGCACUACGAGCCUGGUGUGUAUAUAACACUUGUGGCCCUCGAGGAUGGAACAAGAGAUCUCAAACGAGUGCGCUUCAGCCGGAGAAGGUUUGGUGAGCACCAAGCAGAGACGUGGUGGUCAGAGAACCGUGAAAAGGUUUAUGAUAAGUACAACGUUCGUGGCACAGAUAAAUCAUCGGUCUGACCUCCAUCUGCCCAACAGUAGCAAAAUGAUUGGAGGAAAGUUUUCUAUCAAACCCUUUUGUAUCCGUCAGUUGUGAAGGUUUCUUAGGUUGAGCAUUAGACACAAGAUUGGACGUAAAUGCCCCUUACCCUUGUUUUUUUUAUUACCCCGAUUUCUUCCCAUUUCAUAAUUUAUGUUUUGGUUCAUUUUAAUUUUCUGGGUAUUAUUUGCCCGUCUUUUUUUGGUGGGUAGGUUGGGUAAUGUCAUAAUUACUCGUUGAUCCAUCUGUUGUAUUGUAGUGUACAUAAAAUCGCCAAUUGUGAUAAAUCUCGGCUGAAAGAGUUCUUUCAUUUCUUGGUUUUUCUUCCA
Camellia sinensis is the source of this 4218-nucleotide messenger RNA. RefSeq names its product PH, RCC1 and FYVE domains-containing protein 1. The record is from RefSeq and is a predicted model, not a curated record. Gene Ontology annotation, molecular function: metal ion binding. NCBI's taxonomy places the organism in Eukaryota, Viridiplantae, Streptophyta, Magnoliopsida, Ericales, Theaceae.